Messenger RNA from Xylona heveae TC161, 1447 nucleotides. RefSeq lists its product as hypothetical. The coding region runs from base 356 to 1327 and encodes 323 amino acids. Lineage: Eukaryota; Fungi; Ascomycota; Xylonomycetes; Xylonales; Xylonaceae. The transcript has 5 exons. The record is from RefSeq and is a predicted model, not a curated record.
GCAAGCCGCAAGCCGCAGAUGUGCAUCAGUCGAUUUAAUUCGUGUCGAAUGUUGCAAUUGAAGGCUUGAGCGCUACGCUGCGGCUGCGGCUGCGACUGUGCUGUGGUGUUGUACAAGAUAAAUAAGUCGAGGUAGUCCGCAUUGUUCGAGAUGUUUUUGUUUUGUACGGACGUACGAGAUUGUAUAUUUGCUUUACGAGGACUUCUGUGCAUUGUGCGAGAAAUAAAAGACAGGGGAAAAAGUUGUGCUGCAUAUAUUGGAAGAUUUAUCAUUUAUCAUUUAUCAGUUAUCUUUUGUCUUUUACCCCCAAGUUUUGGAAAAUAUGAGUGUUUUAUAGACGGAGUAUAUUUGAGAAAUGGCUUCAGUCAAGACAUCAAAUGGGGCGACAGUUGAGAGAUUCGGACUGAGCGAGGUUUACAGUGCCGAGGAUCCUCUCGUUGAUAUCGUCCUGGUUCACGGCCUCCAUGGCCAUCCAUAUCUGACCUGGACCACAAAGGACCCCUCCGUAUUCUGGCCCGCCGAUCUUCUCCCGUCUUCUCUCCAAAACGAGCGAGUCCGGAUUCUUACCUACGGCUACAACGCCGACGUGGCAGCCUUCAUGACUGGCACAAGUGGCGUAGGCGGCGCAUCCAAAGACAAUAUCCCCAGGCACGCCGAAACUUUGGUUUCCGAACUCUGUGCCAACCGGUCCCUGGCGGGGGACGCAGCCACGCAACGGCCCAUUGUAUUCAUAUGCCACUCACUCGGCGGCCUAGUAGUCAAAUCCGCCUUGACGUAUUCGUCCACCAUCCAGAAAAAGAACGUGGAACACCUGCGCUCUAUAUAUCUCUCUACGUACGGGAUAUUGUUCUUGGGCACGCCGCACCUUGGCUCCGAUUUGGCCAAAUGGGGAUCAAUCCUAGAGUCAAUCGCCCGCGCGAUGGUGCCCAAGGCGGUCCUUCACACUUCCCCACGGUUGGUGAAUGCGCUCAAGCGGCAGAGCGAGUCGCUUGCAGGGAUAACUCGCUAUUUUGAGUCGAUUGAUCAUCGUUUUCAAAUGUAUUUUUUCCAUGAGGGGUUGCCGAUGAAUUUUGGACUUACGAAGAAAAUUGUCGUGGAUGAGGCCUCCGCGACCCCAUUAAAAGGCGGCGUGAGCCACGCAACUAUCCAGGCAGAUCACGCGAACAUAUGCAAGUUUAGCGCGCAAAAGGCUCCGGGGUACCUUCUUGUUGUGGAGGCUAUCAAGCGCUCCGCAAGAGAUGCGCCGGCCGUUGUCAAAGCAAGGUGGGCUAUAGAUAAGGAAAUCUUGUUAUUGCACGGUAAGGACAUUGCUAUGCAAUGGCGUUGAUAUAUCUAUACAAGAUUUGGUUACGCUGCUGCAACGAAGACGGAGGGCAAGACUGUCAAGAGCCUCCCUGCACCUGGGACCGAACCUCGAUUUGAGCACGUAUAUGGAGGGGUUCGCAAG